This is a messenger RNA of Suillus subaureus, 216 nucleotides long. RefSeq lists its product as uncharacterized. Bases 1 to 216 code for a protein of 71 amino acids. NCBI's taxonomy places the organism in Eukaryota, Fungi, Basidiomycota, Agaricomycetes, Boletales, Suillaceae. The record is from RefSeq and is a predicted model, not a curated record. The transcript is spliced from 2 exons.
AUGUUUGCACCUGUUGGGGAGUGCUGGACAUUGGCUAGGGUAAGGUGGUGGGGAUCAUGGGCUGAAAAUGAGAAUUGUGAUACACUCAUUUGGUACCUCCUUGAUGAACUCUUGACUUAUGAAAAUGACCACAGUGAUGCCCUGUGUCCCACACAGAACGAGGCUGAUGGCUCCCUGCUUGGUGAGCACUGGUUUGUCAAGCCUGUGUGCUCAUAG